UCUUCAGUCUGCAACUGGAUUUUCUUCUGCUGUGGCUGAACUGUUGUGCCAACCAACCAUGAUGUAUCAACUCUCUUUAAGGGUUUCUUGGGUUUGCCUGCUGUUCAGCUUUGGCGUUUGUGUUCCUCUCUUGAAAUCUGACUACACAUAUCCCUACGUGUUGAACAACCCAGUUGGUGAACCUUCUGGAUCCAACUCUCUGGAGCAAGAUGACCCUCAGGAUCAGUCUCCUCCCGGGAUUCAAGGUGCUGGUCCUUCACCCACUUCUGAGGUCAAGCCGAUUGUGUCACGCAGUCUCGGCAUCCAGUCCCCAAACCCUGCUGCAGAGCCUGCCUAUGGUUCCUGGUACAGAAUUCCUGACACCAGGGUGAACGUGGGCUCGGCUGUAGCAGCUUCUGGCCCGGUCUAUGAGCCUCAGUAUUCCCCUCCUAAACCUAGCUACCCAGCCACCCCCGUCUAUGAGCCUCAGUAUUCCCCUCCUAAACCAGCCUACCCAGCCACCCCCGUCUAUGAGCCUCAGUAUUCCCCUCCUAAGCCAGCCUACCCAGCCACCCCUGUCUAUGUGCCUCAGGUUUCCCCGCCUAAGCCUGCCUACCCAGCCACCCCUGUCUAUAAGCCUCAGGUUUCCCCUCCUAAACCUGCCUACCCAGCCACCCCUGUCUAUAAGCCUCAGGUUUCCCCUCCUGUUUCAUAUUACCCUGCUAACACUGAGGCCUACUACACUCCUGGGGCUCCAGCUAUCACCUGGUUUGAGCAGCCUGACUUGGCCUUCCUGACCAACUGGAAACCGUCGUCUUCCUUCCCCGACUUCAGCGUCCUCGAAACCCAGGCUCCCAUGACUUAUCCUCUGCCAUCUUCCUACAUCAUCCAGACCAGGAAUGGAUACGUGAGGGCAAAAGAAGUUCAUUCCCACUCGAAAUACACCCAGGACCCUUUCAACGUUCCCGUCCUUGUCAGUGCACCGAGCAAGACCUCAGGGGCACCAAAAGGAUCAAACAAGGCAACCUGGUGAUUGAACUUCAACCCCAUGGAACUGAUUCAAAGUUUUGAAUGGAAAAUAAAACUUGAAAAUAAAA
Mugil cephalus (flathead mullet) is the source of this 1076-nucleotide messenger RNA. Its product is annotated as adhesive plaque matrix protein-like. The record is from RefSeq and is a predicted model, not a curated record. Bases 59 to 1012 code for a protein of 317 amino acids. Lineage: Eukaryota; Metazoa; Chordata; Actinopteri; Mugiliformes; Mugilidae. The transcript is spliced from 4 exons.